Molecule: messenger RNA, 1478 nt
Organism: Folsomia candida
Lineage: Eukaryota; Metazoa; Arthropoda; Collembola; Entomobryomorpha; Isotomidae
Product: protein kinase C-binding protein 1
Exons: 7
Coding region: 93-1259 (388 amino acids)
Source: RefSeq, a predicted model, not a curated record
CAAACUGAUGCACAAGCCGCCAUAGGCAAUGAACUGACGUUGCCUUCCGAAAUUUAUGUCCUUUCGGCUUUCCUCCCAUUACUUUUAAAAAUAUGACUUCUAGCCCUAAAGCAGGUCCAUCUUUCGCUGUCGAAACUACAGUUAAAGCCGAGCCAUCAGAAGAACCCACCGCUGGUAGCAGCAAUAUUGGUCACAAUAACGAUGUAGCCUGCUUUGCCUGUCACUGGGAACAUCUGAGAUCUGAAAAGGUGGACUGUGGGUGCAAAUCAUGUCCAACAAGUUUUCAUAAAAAGUGCACCAAUCGGAGAGGGUAUCCUGAAGCUUGUUUCAGUGAAAUCAAGGGAAUCCUAAACCUUGAAAAAUGCCAGGAAUGUGUUGCAUCAUCUUCAACGAGCCUGGAGCGUUGGAAAUAUGUGAGCCGUUGUGAACUGAGCACCAUUCUGAAAACCGUGUGCGAUCGUUGGAUCAAGUGGCUUAAGGUCAAAGCAGACAAGGUGGAUCCUCACUAUUCUAUUAUCUUGAAUGCAUCCAACUACGGGCAUAGAGUAUACCAGGACUUCAGAAGCUGUCGGCCUCAAGUAGUCGACAUGAAAACUUUGGAGAACCUCGUGGUUCAAGAGCGAUUUCAAACUGUUGAAGGCUUCAUCACCCAGCUCAAAUGGUUGCUUCACAAUUCGAUUGUAUUUAAUGGGAGAACUGCCCGCGUUACAGCACUUACAUCAGAGUUUCUGACAAUGGCCUUCACGGAUCUCAAUAAUGUUGUCUGGACCUGCGUGGAUUGCCAGUUGCAGAUAAACGUUACACCCCAGGAUCGGAGCCACGAUUUUUUUCUUCUUCCGUGCAGAACGCCCCAUCCUGUUAUUUGGGUUAAACUAGACGGCUACCCAUGGUGGCCAGCCAAAUUAAUUGGUACAAAGAAUUUUGACGAAGAUACUGUUCAAGUAUUUUUCUUUGGAGAUUACACAAAAGCUUAUAUGAAAGUGAAAAAAUGUAAGUCGUACUCUCGGCAAAAAAUCGACUCCACGAAAAAAUUUAAGAAUAUGGGCACUAAAUUGAAUAAAGCAAUAAAGGAAGCAGACGCCUAUAUUGCUGCAUUGGCUCAAAACAAACACUUUGGGCUUCAAGUGGUUAACGAGACGGCGUCCGCACUGCCAAACAUAACGACGGAUUUUAUGAAGACAUUGUUCCCAACCAUGGAGGAGGAAGUUUUGAAGGAUAUGGUUAACCCAUUCACCCCUCUCUUCCAAGUUGGAAUAUGAAUGAUGGAAAAAAUUUCGGAAUUUUUAGUUUUAGAAUUUUCUCUCAUAUAAUAUGUUUAAUAGAUUUGUCUCAGCCGACCAUAAGCUAUUUUAAAUACUGAAGUUUGAAACUCAGCCAUUGGUACUAAUCAUACGAAUAGUAUUUCUGCAAUUGGUUAUAGUCGAGUGUGCUAAAAAUAAGGAGUUGUAUAACAAUAAAAAAAGUCAAUAUAAUCGAGA